CUUUUUUUUUUCUUCUUAUUUUCUCUUCUCCCUUGUGUGUCUUUAUUCGUUCCGAAAGCUACUCUCCUUUUGACCUUUUUUUCUCCAUCUCUACUUAUUUGCUAUGGCAACAGACGAGAAGAAGGAAGCUGUUCAGUUUGAAGAACAGCAACAUCAUGAGCAUGAGGACGAAAUUGCUCCCGAAUUGGAAGUCCUGUUGCACACGGAACCUCUCCAAGGUUUAUCGACAGCCGAAGUGGCAGAUCGACAAGCCAAGUUUGGUCUCAACGAACUCCCCGAACGCAAGACCAAUCCUUUCCUCAAAUUCUUCUCCUAUUUCACUGGUCCCAUUUCUUAUCUGAUCGAAAUUGCAUGUAUCAUUGCUGCCAUUGUGGGCGACUGGAUCGACUUCGGCAUCAUUUUAGCCCUUCUCCUCAUUAAUGCAUUCAUUGGUUACAUUGAAGAAGCCAAGGCCGAGUCGGCUUUGGAUGCCCUUCGUCAAACUCUCGCUCUCAAGACCCGUUGUUUCCGUAAUGGUGAAUUGACCGAAAUUCAAGUGUCCGAGCUAGUCCCUGGUGAUGUGAUUGUUCUCCGUAUUGGUGAUAUUAUUCCGGCCGAUGCUCGUCUCCUUGGUCUUGGUGUCAACGGUGAAGAUAAUGACUCCGAUCUUAUGAUCGAUCAAUCCGCUUUGACUGGUGAAUCGCUUCCUGUGGCCAAACAUAAGGGUUCCACCGCUUACUCUUCCAGUAUUGUCAAGCAAGGUCAACAGCUCGCCGUGGUGACCAAGACUGGUGACAAGACUUUUAUUGGUCGUGCCGCUAACCUGAUUGCCAUCACUACCGAAGAAGGUCAUUUCCAGAAGAUUAUUGCCAAGAUUGGCAACGUCUUGAUUUUCUCCACUGUCGUUCUGGUUCUUAUCGUGCUCAUCUACCAACUCGUCAAGUACAAGGGAACUCCCAAGGGUAACUGGAAGGUCGUCCUCGAGAACUGUCUGGUCCUUACCGUUGCUGCCAUUCCUGUCGGUUUGCCCACUGUCAUGUCCGUGACCAUGGCUCUUGGUGCCAAGCAAUUGGCUUCCAAGCAGGUGAUUGUCAAGCGUCUUACGGCCGUUGAAGAAUUGGCUUCCGUUUCCGUCCUUUGUUCUGACAAGACCGGUACCCUGACCCUCAACGAAUUGACUUUUGAUGAACCCUGGUUGACCAACAACUACACCUCCGAUGACAUCUUGCUAUACUCUUACCUCGCUGCUGAACCUGGUGCCAAUGAUCCCAUUGAAUCCGCUGUGCGUCGUGCCGCCGAAAGUUCCUUGGAUGUGUUGCAGAACCGUCAAGACACCAUGAGCGUUCCCGGCUACAAGGUUAUCAAGUUCCAGCCUUUCGAUCCUGUGACCAAGAUGACUCGUGCUACCAUUGUCAACCUGAACACCAACGAAACUUUCUCCGUGGCAAAGGGCGCUCCCCAGGUUAUCACCCAGCUGGCUGGUGGCGAUGACGAUGCUGUCCGUGCUGUCAAUUCUCUGGCUCGUCGUGGUCUUCGUGCUCUUGGUGUGGCCAAAACGAUCAACAAUACGGAUAAAUUCGAACUCGUCGGUAUGAUUUCUCUUUUGGAUCCUCCUCGUCCCGAUUCCGCCGAAACCAUUGCCAACUGUAACGCUCUUGGUGUUGAUGUCAAGAUGAUCACUGGUGAUCAACAGAUCAUUGCCAAGGAAGUCGCCGCUCGUCUGGGUAUGGGCCGUGUUAUUCUCGAUGCCAACCAUUUGGUCGAUCCUACCAAGUCCGAAGAAGAAGUGACCGAACAUUGUCAACGUGCCGAUGGUUUUGCCCAGGUUAUUCCUGAACACAAGUACCGUGUCGUCGAAUUGUUGCAGAACAAGGGUCUCCUCGUUGGUAUGACUGGUGAUGGUGUCAAUGAUGCUCCCGCUUUGAAGAAGGCCAAUGUUGGUAUUGCCGUCGAAGGUUGUACUGAUGCUGCUCGUUCCGCCGCUGAUAUUGUCUUGUUGGCUCCUGGUCUUUCCACCAUUACCGAUGGUAUCAUGACCUCCCGUGCCAUUUUCCAACGUCUUCGAUCUUAUGCCUUGUACCGUAUCACUUCCACGAUUCAUUUCUUGCUCUUCAUGUUCAUCGUCACCUUGGUUGAAGACUGGACCAUGCCUGCUAUUCUGCUUAUUAUGAUUUGUGUCUUGAACGAUGCUGCUACUCUUGUGAUUUCUGUCGAUAACACUGAAAUUUCUGAACGUCCUGACAAGUGGCGUAUUGGUCAGCUGUUGACGUUGUCUUCGAUCUUGGCUAUCUUCUUGGCUAUUCUGUCCUUCGCUCACUUUUACGUUGCUCGUGAUGUGUUCCACGUCGAUGACAAUGUGUUGCAUUCGAUUAUGUACUUGCAUAUUUCUUCGGCUCCUCAUUUUGUCAUUUUCUCCACUCGUGUCCCCGGUUACUUCUGGAAAAAUAUUCCUCACUGGAUCUUUACUGUUUGUAUUCUCGGUACUCAAGUCGUCGCUCUGUUCUUCUCCGUCUAUGGUGUCUUUGGUGAAGCCGAAGGUGUCGCUCCUUGCGGUUACGGUUGGGGUUUUGCCGUUCUUGGUAUCUCCCUUGUUUACUUUAUGUUCCUUGAUGUCGUCAAGGUCUUUGUCUUCCGUUACUGGAACUUUGAGCUUACUGCCUAUCUCUGGCCCACCAAGGCUCGCCGUGCGAAGUUGGCCGCCCGCAAAGUUGAAACAGCCAAGCAGGAUUACUUGGACAGCGCAUGGGGCAAGGUCAAUCGUGAUGUCCAAGUUCAUAACAUCGCUUCAGCAUUCAAGAGCCUCGAAAACGAGCAUUAAAUCUCCUCAUUACUUAAAUAUUCGCUUUUUUCAUAUUGCUUUCAUUCCAAAAUAAACACUUUUAGUAUGUAAUUUCCCCACUAAAAAAAAUAAGAAAACUCCUCCAUUACUACGAUUGGUGACCGAGAAAAAAAAAUCUCUUUUCAAGGGUCUUUUAUUUUUUU
Molecule: messenger RNA, 2961 nt
Organism: Radiomyces spectabilis
Lineage: Eukaryota; Fungi; Mucoromycota; Mucoromycetes; Mucorales; Radiomycetaceae
Product: plasma-membrane proton-efflux P-type ATPase
Exons: 3
Coding region: 104-2797 (897 amino acids)
Biological process (GO): proton export across plasma membrane; regulation of intracellular pH
Cellular component (GO): plasma membrane
Molecular function (GO): P-type proton-exporting transporter activity; ATP binding; ATP hydrolysis activity
Source: RefSeq, a predicted model, not a curated record